GAAGGUCUGGCUCGAUGUUCGCUCGUCUUCAUUUUCGAAUUUAAUUCUUCCUCCUCCCCCCUCUCUUUCUCCUUCUCUCCUUCUUCUCCCUUUCUUCUUUCUCACUCAUCGUUUCCCAGGUGCUCGCAUCCCACACUCCUUUGUCGAUUGCGUGUUUCAGGUUGAGAGCCUCCAUUAUUUUGUGUUGCUCUUGUCACUCCUUAUCCACUUGGAACUGCCCCAUCACUCUUUCAAUUGCCUGUGUGCCUGGAUUCGAUUGUUGUUGUUGUUGAUUCAAACUUAAGACAUCAGUGAUACCCUCCUCAUCCUCCCGCUCCUCUUUUCAUAUCCAAGUAGCAAAGACCUACAUCAAGUCUACUAUCAUCGAUCUUCGCAAUGCAGAUCAAGAACUCCCUGCUCCUGUUGACCACCUUGACGGCUGGUUCUUCUGUUGCUCGCAUGCACGGCCAUGAGCGCCGCCACCACCACCACGAGAAGCGCAACGUCGGUGACGAGGUCUACGCUGUCAUCGACGGUGUCCUCGAGUCCUGGGUCAACGACUGGUCUGGCUCUGCUACGACCACCGUCGAGUCCAACCAGGCUGCCGCCACCGUUGCCGCCACCGUUGAAGCUGCUGCCACUGUCGAGGUGAGCGCUAACGUCGCUGCCUCUGCUACCGCUGUCGUUAGCGCUGCUGCCUCUGCUACCGCUGCUGCCUCUUCGAGCUCCGCCUCGGUCGUCUCUUCUGCCGACGGCACCUGCAAGUCCUGGUCUGCGACCUCGUCGAGCUACUCUCGCUCUGGCUUCGGUGCCAAGUCCAACGCCAAGCGCACCACCGAUGCCAUUUACUACACCGGCAACGUCGGAAACCCCUGGGGCAGCAACAUCAUCGAGGUCAGCGAGGACAAGGCCUGUCUUUACCAGUACGUCGUCCGCUUCGAGGGCAGCUCGACGGAUGACUGGACCGUCAAGUUCUGGAACAAGAUCGGUCCCGACGGUGGCCUGAACGGCUGGUACGGCAACUCGGCUCUGGACUUCAAGAUUAAGGCUGGUGAGACCCGCUACGUCGCUUUUGACUCCGACUCCCAGGGUGGCUGGGGUGCUGCCAAGGGUGACUCUCUCCCCACUGAUGAGUACGGCGGUUACUCCUGCACCUGGGGUGAGUUUGACUUCGGUAACACCAGCAACGACGGCUGGUCCGGCUGGGACGUAUCUGCCAUCCAGGCUCAAAACGCUGGCCAGGAGGUUCAGGGUAUGAAGAUCUGCGAUCACACCGGUGCCGAGUGCUCCACCAUCGGUAACAACCUCGCCACUGUCAUCAACGCUUACACUGCCAGCCUUGCCGAUGCUGAUGGCAUUGGUGGCAACUCCAACGCGGAGGCUGUCCGUUUGACUGUCGAGCUCGACUUCGCCUAAAUCCUCUGAUUUCUGUUUCCUUUUUCUCAGAUUCCCCUUAUGGUUUCCUGUUGGCAGGGUUGGGAUUUCAAACAUGUGUGGUUCACUGAUUGGUGAACACCAUCCAACUUCUAUCUUCUGUUUCGAGUGUACAUACAUCCAAUACCAUGGUAUCUAUUUUCAGUC
This is a messenger RNA of Aspergillus saccharolyticus JOP 1030-1, 1560 nucleotides long. RefSeq names its product allergen Asp F4 (gene aspf4). The transcript has a single exon. The coding region runs from base 376 to 1395 and encodes 339 amino acids. Gene Ontology annotation, cellular component: extracellular region. The record is from RefSeq and is a predicted model, not a curated record. Gene Ontology annotation, molecular function: IgE binding. Lineage: Eukaryota; Fungi; Ascomycota; Eurotiomycetes; Eurotiales; Aspergillaceae.